Molecule: messenger RNA, 675 nt
Organism: Gadus chalcogrammus (walleye pollock)
Lineage: Eukaryota; Metazoa; Chordata; Actinopteri; Gadiformes; Gadidae
Product: G2/M phase-specific E3 ubiquitin-protein ligase-like
Exons: 4
Coding region: 1-675 (224 amino acids)
Molecular function (GO): ubiquitin-protein transferase activity
Source: RefSeq, a predicted model, not a curated record
AUGGAGGAGGCCACAAGACGAGCUCUCCCUCAUGGGCUCCUUUCCUUUGUGCGGAGCCUCCCGCAUAGGGAUGAGCUGCUGGGGGCAGCCCUCAACUUCCUCACAGAGGGCCGUAUUUUGACUGCUCUCAAUCAAUUCAAAGAAGGGUUGGAGACCUUCGGGAUUCUAGCUCUUUUGAGGAUCCACCAUGAGGAGCUCAAGGGGGUCUUCAUGGACACACCUGAGCCGCUGCUGGCCUCCCGGUUGGAGUCCACAUUCAUGACGUCCUACCUGUCUGAGCCGGGCUCCAAUCGGAGGAGGAAGGAGGCCAGGACCCUUAUAUAUUGGAGGGACUGGCUGAUCGAGGUGGAGGAUGGAGAUACGAGUCUCACCCUGGGGGCGGUUCUGGCGUUUGCCACGGGCCUCAAAAGGAUUCCUGCUGUGGGUUUUCCCAUCGGACCCCGGCUUGAAUUCCUCCAUGAGGAAGAUGGACCGGCCCUUUUCCCCACGGCCAAUACCUGUUCCCUGGUCCUCAGGCUACCGGUGUAUCCGGAGUACAAUCGAUUUAAGGAGGCCAUGAAGGAAGCUAUUGGGUCACAAAUACCGGAGUUCUCGGCCAACUCCAACUUGAGGGAUUGCAGUCCAGCCAAUGCCCUGGCCACGGACCCAUAUCUGGUGCUGUGUUAUUGGGGAUAA